Messenger RNA from Hordeum vulgare subsp. vulgare (domesticated barley), 1985 nucleotides. Its product is annotated as glutathione gamma-glutamylcysteinyltransferase 1. The record is from RefSeq and is a predicted model, not a curated record. Gene Ontology annotation, biological process: phytochelatin biosynthetic process; detoxification of copper ion; response to metal ion. The transcript has 6 exons. NCBI's taxonomy places the organism in Eukaryota, Viridiplantae, Streptophyta, Magnoliopsida, Poales, Poaceae. Gene Ontology annotation, molecular function: metal ion binding; glutathione gamma-glutamylcysteinyltransferase activity. The coding region runs from base 89 to 1591 and encodes 500 amino acids.
CUACAAAAAAGAGGAGAGUCGACAGACAGGUGGCGACAUCCGUGCACUUGUAGCAGAUCGGCCGGCGGAGGCCAGCAGGCGCGGCGCGAUGGAGGUGGCGUCGCUGUACCGGCGGGUGCUGCCGUCGCCGCCGGCGGUGGAGUUCGCGUCGGCGGAGGGGAAGCGGCUGUUCGCGGAGGCGCUGCAGGGCGGGACCAUGGAGGGCUUCUUCAACCUCAUCUCCUACUUCCAGACGCAGUCGGAGCCGGCCUUCUGCGGCCUCGCCUCCCUCUCCGUCGUGCUCAACGCGCUCGCCAUCGACCCGGGCCGGCCGUGGAAGGGGCCCUGGCGCUGGUUCGACGAGUCCAUGCUCGACUGCUGCGAGCCCCUCCACAAGGUCAAGGCCGAGGGCAUCACCUUCGGCAAGGUCGUCUGCCUCGCCCACUGCGCCGGCGCCAGGGUCCAGUCCUUCCGCGCCGACCAGACCACCAUCCACGACUUCCGCGCCCACCUCGCGCGCUGCGCCUCCUCCCAGGACUGCCAUCUCAUCUCAUCCUACCACAGGAGCCCCUUCAAGCAGACUGGGACUGGCCAUUUCUCGCCCAUCGGCGGCUACCACGCCGAGAAAGACAUGGCGCUCAUCUUGGAUGUGGCGCGCUUCAAAUACCCUCCUCAUUGGGUUCCAUUGACGCUUCUCUGGGAUGCCAUGAACACGACCGAUGAAGCAACUGGGCUUCUCAGGGGGUUCAUGCUUGUAUCAAGACGCAGUUCAGCUCCUUCAUUGCUCUACACAGUGAGUUGCGGCGAUGGAAGUUGGAAAAGCAUGGCAAAGUAUUGUGUGGAAGAUGUACCCAAUCUACUGAAGGAUGAGGGUCUAGACAAUGUUACAACACUUCUGUCCCGCCUAGUGGAAUCUCUCCCAGCCAAUGCUGGAGAUUUGAUCAAAUGUGUCAUUGAAGUUAGGAGAAAAGAGGAAGGUGGAUCAAGCUUGAGCAACGAGGAGAAAGAAAGGCUUGCUUUGAAGGAAAAAGUAUUACAGCAAAUCCGUGAUACUGAUCUUUUCAGAAUAGUUCACGAACUGCAAUAUCCCAAGGGGCUAUGUGAUAGUUGCUCGUUUUCAAGAGAUGAAGACUCGCUUGCCCAGAUUGCAGCCACUGUAUGCUGUCAAGGAGCUGCAUUCCUAUCUGGCAACCUUGUAUCUAGAGAUGGGUUCUGCUGCCGAGAAACAUGUAUCAAAUGUAUACAAGCAAAUGGUGAUGGACUAAAGACUGUUAUCUCAGGCACCGUGGUAUCUAAAGGGAAUGAACAGGGUGUUGAUUUGCUAUUACCAACUUCUUCAUCGGAAACAAGCUUAUGCAAUUCAAACUUGAGGAGCAAGAUUGUCAAGUAUCCAUCAAGCACAGAUGUUCUAACUGUCCUAUUGCUGGUUUUACAGCCUAACACAUGGCUUGGCAUAAAAGACGAGAAAGUGAAAGCUGAAUUCCAGAGUCUUGUUUCAACAGACAACCUUCCUGAUCUUCUUAAACAGGAGAUACUGCAUCUGAGGCGGCAGCUCCAUUAUUUGGCGGGCUGUAAAGGACAGGAGUCAUGUCAAGAGCCUCCAUCUCCUUAGUGAUGGUGCCGCGACAAUCUGCUGACAUGAUUAGGAGAGGAGGCCCUUGGAGAUCCCGCGAGCAUACUAUUGAGGCAAAAUUAUAUGAUUCAAUAAACAGACUUACUUCGUGAGGUAGCAGGACAUGCUAAGGAUCAAGUAAUAUGAUUUUGAGAGAGUAUUGGAGCCAAGAUAGCUGGUAACAUCCUGGUUUUGGUGCACUAUAUAUGUAAAUUCUUUUGUGUUUAUAUAAUUUUCUUGGACUGUGUAUCCAUUUGGUUCCAUUAACCAUGGACACCGAGAUUUCACUGAACUAGUAAAACACCUGUCAGCCGACCUGCUUUUGUGCGAAACUGAUCGAUUCGCAAGAAGAAAAUUUGUACAAAUAAUAAAAUAGAUUGAAAUGAAACUUAAA